Messenger RNA from Serendipita indica DSM 11827, 1296 nucleotides. NCBI's taxonomy places the organism in Eukaryota, Fungi, Basidiomycota, Agaricomycetes, Sebacinales, Serendipitaceae. The record is from the annotation of a GenBank genome assembly.
AUGUCCGCCAAACCAAAUGCCAUCAUUUUCGAGUAUCAAAUAGGCGCGCUCCACUCCUUUACGCCCGUGCUCGUCUGCUCGCUUUUCCCAGAGGGCAAAGAGCCGCUCGUAGCACACGUUCGGAUCGUAGACAAGUAUUCCAUUCACCCGCCCACGACAUACCUUAUCAAGUCCUUUCGUAAUCUGCUCGAAUCGAAAAAAGGUGUCAUCGAAUACCGACAGGCCAACCUAACCGUCCCAGCCGUCGUACAGAAAUGCGUUGAAGAUCCUGCGCCGGAUGGGCGACCGUACACCUAUGUGUUCGACAACAGUGGCAACUUUUACUACAACCUUCCGUCCGAGGUUCAUGUCGAGCAAUCCCUCAAGCCCUCGCUCAAUAUUGCGCAGGCCGUCGCGGCAACAAACGCCGCUAAUCCAAGUACCGUCAAGGCGUACGUGCGCGGCCUCCCUCCCUUUUACAAUCACAAGGAUCCACCCGAAAAGUACAAGGAGGGCGACGACCGAGCGUGGAAGCCGCUUGGUAAUCGUGGCAUUUGGUGGCACGAGAGUGUACGCGCUAUCGGGAACAUCAAGGAUUUGCCGCUCGUCGUCCUCCGGGCCGGUUACUAUUAUGGCGAAGGACUGGUCUAUUCGGAGUGCACGUCGGCAAUUGCGCUUGGCGCGGUCUACAAGGAGCUAAAGACCGAGAUGAAGCUGUACUGGUCGCGGAAUCUCAGAAAGAAUACAAUCCACAUCGAGGAUCUAGCGCGAGCUCAUUGGAUGGCUGCGGAAUGGAUAGCAUCCACGGGGCGCAACAAUGCCGAUGCUCUGAUUGGCGUCCCCAUCCCACCAUCCCAGUCUCCUCUCGUCACUCCUGCUAACACGAGCACUCUCAGCACACCGCUGCCCCCUCCCACAGAGUCGAUCACCGUCCCCGUAUUCAACGUCGUCGACGGAUCCGAUACGACACAGGGCGCCAUUUCGGACGCCAUCUCUGCCUAUUUUGGCAUCCAGGCCGUCUGGUUAGACGAACGGCUGACAGAGUUGAGCGGUGCAAAGUUGCAAAAGUUUACCGAGGACGUGAAUGACGUGCAUGUGGGUGCGUGGGAUGCCAUGGUUCGCGAGGCGACGCCCCGAAUAAAGGAGACGCCGAUUAGUCCUUACACUGAAGCGCAUCAAGUCGAGGAACAUGGGUGCUCGUUGGAUGGUAGCAAGAUUAGAGAUGUCCUUGGAUUCAAGCCUACACGCGGCAAGUUUGACGAACAGGCGGUGCGCUUGUACGUCGAGUGGUGUCGCGCAGAGGGAGUAUGGCCUUAG